AUGUUGAGCCCCGAAAAGCAUUUCUGGUUCUUCCUCACUUUCUACGGCAUAUUGUCAGUUCUCUUCGAUUAUCUCAUCCCAAUUAUGAUCAUGGUAAUCGCAAAUUAUUGUGUUAUUCGAGAAUUGCGCCGCAAUGACGUCACGAUAACAACUUUGAAUGUGCAAAAACGGAAAGAGCAGAACACGACAGUUAUGUUGUUGGUGGUCACAAUUAUUUUCACAAUUUGUCAUUCGGUUGGAGGAGUUUUUAAGAUGAUUGAGAUUAUUUGCGGGAGAUUUAUGUUGAAUGGGGUGAGUUUUGGAAUGAUUUCUCAAAAAAAACAAAGAGAACACCUAAAAUGAGCAAUUUCAGUGCCGAAAAUUGAUAUAGAAAAACAUUUUUGAAAAAAAGUAGUAGCGCCCAUGAGGAAUCGAACCUCUGACCUUAUGAACAGAAAUAUUUCAUGUUUCUAGAUCAAAAUUUGGUGCUGAAGAUGCUGUAAAUGCUUAAAUUGAGCAAUCCCAUUAUUUUCAGCGCGAAAAAUUGAUCUAGAAACUUUUUUCAACAAAUAAAUAGUUCCCAUGGGGAAAAAAAUUUAAGAAAUCGAUAUUGAGAAAAAUUCUAAAGUGCCACGUGGCAAUUUGAAUUUUUUUGAAAUUUUUGUGACAUUUUUUCUUCAUAUUUCCCUUCAUCACAUAAAUUAUCGAUUUUUCUUCCAGUUCUACUUAUAUUUCGCCGAUCUCACUGUUUUUCUCAUCGUUCUUCACACUUCUUCCACAUUCUUCCUCUACUACGCUUUCUCCGGCAAAUUUCGCACAAUAUUCUGGACUGUCAUCAAAUGUCGCAACAAAUAUAGCGAAGAUUUCACAAAAUUAUCAUUGUUUUAUCCAUCAGCUCAAACAUCAAUGAUAAUUGAAACAAAGCGGAAAUUGACGAAGAAGGAGAAUUUUGUCUAA
This is a messenger RNA of Caenorhabditis angaria, 936 nucleotides long. Lineage: Eukaryota; Metazoa; Nematoda; Chromadorea; Rhabditida; Rhabditidae. The record is from the annotation of a GenBank genome assembly.